AUGUACUCAGAGUGGAGAUCCUUGCAUCUUGUCAUUCAAAAUGAUCAAGGUAAUACCAGUGUACUUCACAGCUAUCCCGAAAACGUGGGGAGAGAAGUGGCAAAUGCAGUGGUGCGUCCUCUUGGACAAGCUUUAAUCACAUCAUCUGUUGGAAGUGAGAGUUUACUAAAAACAGACAAAGAAGUAAAAUGGACCAUGGAGGUGGUUUGCUAUGGACUGACCCUCCCUCUGGAUGGCGAUACUGUGAAAUACUGUGUCGAUGUAUAUACAGAUUGGAUUAUGGCUCUUGUGUUACCUAAGGACUCCAUUCCUUUACCAGUUAUUAAGGAACCAAACCUUUAUGCUCAAAGCAUUCUCAAACAUCUCCAAAAUCUCUUUGUACCAAGGCCAGACCCAGGAUCUAGUCAAAUUAGAUUGUGCUUGCAGGUUUUGAAAGCUGUCCAGAAACUGGCUCGUGAAUCCACAAUUAUGGCGAGAGAAACCUGGGAGGUUUUGUUAUUAUUUCUUCUUCAGAUCAAUGACACUCUUCUAGCAGCUCCAACUGUGCAAGGUGGCAUUGCUGAGAAUCUCGCUGAAAAAUUAAUUGGCGUGCUGUUUGAGGUGUGGUUACUGGCUUGUACGCGGUGCUUUCCAACACCACCUUACUGGAAAACUGCCAAAGAGAUGGUGGCCAACUGGCGACAUCACCCUGCAGUAGUUGAGCAGUGGAGCAAGGUCAUCUGUGCCCUUACUUCCAGAUUGCUGCGUUUUACAUAUGGACCUUCAUUUCCUCCAUUCAAAAUUCCCGAUGAAGAUGCUGGUCUGAUUCCUCCUGAAAUGGAUAAUGAGUGCGUUGCACAAACUUGGUUUCGCUUUUUACAUAUGCUGAGUAAUCCUGUGGAUUUGAGUAACCCAGCCAUUAUUAGCUCUACCCCCAAAUUUCAGGAGCAAUUUCUGAAUGUGAGUGGGAUGACUCAAGAACUGAAUCAGUACCCCUGCCUUAAACAUCUGCCUCAAAUAUUCUUUCGUGCCAUGCGUGGGAUCAGCUGUCUAGUGGAUGCAUUCCUAGGCAUUUCACGACCCCGGUCAGAUAGUGCGCCACCCACGCCGGUCAAUCGGCUGAGUAUGCCCCAGAACACUGCUAUCAACACCACUCCACCCCAUAACCGAAGGCAUCGGGCAGUGACUGUGAAUAAAGCAACGAUGAAAACUAGCAGUGUAACUACUGCACAUGCAUCAAAAGUGCAGCACCAACCCUCCUCUACUUCUCCACUCUCUAGCCCAAACCAGACGAGUUCUGAGCCACGGCCGCUACCAGCUCCUCGCAGGCCAAAGGUUAACAGCAUCUUGAACCUCUUUGGAUCGUGGUUAUUUGAUGCAGCAUUUGUUCACUGUAAACUUCAUAAUGGAAUAAACAGAGACAGCAGCAUGACUGCAUCUUUUAUCCAAAUUCUUCUUUCUUAUAAAUCUUCUAUAGCAACGCAAGCUAGCGUGGAGUUUCGCCGGAAAGGAUCACAAAUGUCCACAGACACAAUGGCUUCCAACCCCAUGUUUGAUGCGAGUGAAUUCCCAGACAACUAUGAAGCGGGAAGGGCAGAGGCGUGCGGGACACUGUGUAGGAUAUUUUGUAGCAAGAAGACUGGGGAGGAAAUAUUACCAGCUUACCUAUCCCGAUUUUACAUGCUUUUAAUUCAGGGUUUGCAGAUAGCAGAUUUCGUUUGCCACCCCGUUCUUGCCAGUGUUAUUCUAAACUCCCCUCCUUUGUUCUGCUGUGACCUGAAAGGGAUUGAUGUCGUCGUUCCUUAUUUCAUUUCAGCUCUUGAGACAAUUUUACCUGACAGAGAACUCUCAAAGUUUAAAAUCUAUGUAAACCCCACAGAGCUAAGAAGAGCUUCGAUUAACAUCUUGCUGUCUCUGUUGCCUCUCCCUCAUCAUUUUGGAACCAUAAAGUCUGAGGUUGUGCUGGAAGGGAAAUUCAGCAAUGAUGACAGCUCAACAUAUGAUAAGCCAGUAACCUUCCUUUCCUUGAAGCUGAGGCUUGUGAAUAUACUUAUAGGAGCUUUGCAAACAGAAACAGAUCCCAACAACACUCAAAUGAUACUAGGUGCAAUGCUAAAUAUUGUUCAAGAUUCAGCACUGUUAGAAGCCAUUGGCUGUCAGAUGGAAACGAACGGUGGUGAAAAUAACCUCUUCAAAAGCCACAGUCGUACUAACAGUGGCAUUAGCACUGCAAGUGGAGGUAGCACGGAGCCCACCACACCAGACAGUGAGAGACCAGCACAAGCCCUUCUGAGGGAUUAUGCUCUUAAUACAGAUACCGCUGCUGGGCUACUGAUACGCAGUAUUCACCUGGUAACCCAAAGACUCAACUCACAGUGGAGGCAGGACAUGAGUAUCUCUCUGGCUGCACUGGAGCUUCUGUCUGGACUGGCAAAGGUGAAAGUGGUGGUAGAUUCCUCCGAUCGGGAGAGAGCUAUUAGUUCAGUGUGCAGCUACAUAGUGUACCAGUGCAGUCGCCCAGCCCCGCUCCACUCCCGCGACCUUCACUCCAUGAUAGUCGCAGCUUUCCAGUGCCUCUGUGUCUGGCUCACUGAGCACCCCGACAUGCUGGAUGAGAAGGAUUGUUUAAAAGAGGUGCUGGAGAUUGUGGAGCUGGGCAUUUCGGGAAGUAAAUCCAAAAACAGUGAACAAGAGGUCAAGUACAAAGGAGAUAAGGAGCCAAACCCUGCAUCCAUGAGAGUGAAGGAUGCUGCUGAAGCUACACUAACGUGUAUUAUGCAGUUACUUGGAGCUUUUCCUUCUCCCAGUGGCCCUGCUUCUCCUUGCAGCUUGGUGAAUGAAACCACGUUAAUUAAAUAUUCUCGUCUACCUACCAUAAACAAGCAUAGCUUCCGUUACUUUGUGUUGGAUAACAGUGUCAUCCUGGCGAUGUUGGAGCAGCCUCUAGGGAAUGAACAGAGUAAGUUCUUCCCCUCUGUCACGGUUUUGAUCCGUGGGACAUCUGGAAGAUUUGCAUGGGCCCAGCAACUCUGUCUCUUGCCAAGAGGAGCUAAAGCAAAUCAAAAGGUCUCUAUCAAAGCCC
Messenger RNA from Leptosomus discolor (cuckoo roller), 3061 nucleotides. NCBI's taxonomy places the organism in Eukaryota, Metazoa, Chordata, Aves, Leptosomiformes, Leptosomidae. The record is from RefSeq and is a predicted model, not a curated record.